Acipenser ruthenus (sterlet) is the source of this 1292-nucleotide messenger RNA. Its product is annotated as N-alpha-acetyltransferase 80. Gene Ontology annotation, molecular function: N-acetyltransferase activity; acetyl-CoA binding. Gene Ontology annotation, biological process: protein acetylation. NCBI's taxonomy places the organism in Eukaryota, Metazoa, Chordata, Actinopteri, Acipenseriformes, Acipenseridae. The transcript has a single exon. The annotation marks the transcript as partial. The record is from RefSeq and is a predicted model, not a curated record. Gene Ontology annotation, cellular component: cytoplasm.
AAAAAGAUAACAUGCCUCUUUCUUUCAGCUUCUCAUGCUCAUCAUCUAUAUGAGUUGGCGUUAUCAGUAGAUCUGGUUUUACUGGAUAGUUUAGUAAAGUGCUUAGAAAGGCAUUAUAAUAAAACAGUCUCUGACCUUCUGUGUCACGUCGUCCCGCUGCACCGGCACCCUGACCUGGUGGGUGCGUGUGCCGACCUGGUGAACUCAGAGUGGCAGCGGAGCCGAGCUGCGCGGAUCCACUCCCUGGAGAAAUCCUGCGAUGGCUUCCCGGUCUGUCUGGUGCUGGUGUCGCGGGCGGAUCAGCUGCUGGGUCACGCCAGGCUGUCUCUGGUGGUGGGGCAGCCGCGCAGCCUCUUCGUGGAGACGGUGGUGGUCUCCCGGGAGCCGAGAGGGAAGGGCUAUGGGCGCAGGAUGAUGGAGGCCACCGAACGCUACGCCAGAUCCAGGGGGUUCUGGAGGCUCUGCCUGACUACACAUGACAAGCAGCACUUCUACGCACACCUGGGCUUCGUCCUCUCAGAGCCCGUCCAGAACGCAGGGUCAAUGACCACCUUCAUGCCCAUGGAGGUGCUCCAAAGGUUCUCCCGACCUCCGGCAACUAGCGGAGAAGGAGAUGAAUCGGGACUGAAUCAAACUUCUUCACCUCCUCCACAGUCCCCCCCUUUAGCACCCAUUGCCCCCUUUUUAAACCCUCCCCUUUCUCCUCAAGCUACUCCGUUAGCCCCGUUCCAGUUAAUGCCUACCCUUUUAGCCCCACCUCCCCCCUCUCCAGCCAAUCAUUUACCUCCUCCCCCUCCACGGCCACCUCCCCCCUCAGGGCUCAAGACUCUUGGCUCCAAGGAUCCCCCUGGACAGACCUUGUUAGAAACACUGUACCGAGAUCUCAAAGGCCAGCCCAUCUACUGGAUGAAGAAGGAGCUGUGAAGAUAGCUUGUUCUGGUUUAGUGUACCAUUGGACAGAAGAACAUUGGUGUCCUACAAACUCUGCUAUACUAGAAUUUUAGUCGCAAUCAACCAACGUUGCAACCAAGAUGCGGUCUCUCUUACAGCCAACAAGCAAAUGUGUUCUAGAUUUUGUUACUGACCUGAGACACACACUGUACAAACCAGCCUUGGACUCUGAUCUCUGCCUUUGCAAGAAUCCUGCCAAGGGUGUUCUCGCUCCCACUGCACCUUCCUCAGUUCUCCUUUAACACAUUGAUGUUUGAUUUUUUUUUGUAUUUUAUAAAAGAUGGGAAAUUGAGAAAUGUUUUUCACUGCCAAAAAUAAACUCUUCAUACUGUAAUAUUAAA